Closterium sp. Naga37s-1 is the source of this 2157-nucleotide messenger RNA. The record is from the annotation of a GenBank genome assembly. NCBI's taxonomy places the organism in Eukaryota, Viridiplantae, Streptophyta, Zygnematophyceae, Desmidiales, Closteriaceae.
AUGUCACCACUUUCCCCUCAGCCAGCACCUCCCUUCCCGCCUCCGUUCCCCCUCACCGCCCUUCCCCCUCGGUCACCGCCUAACUCCUCCCGGACAGCCACUCCCUUCCCCCUCUCACAUCACCGCCCUUCUCCCUCUCACAGAACCUCCCUCACCCCUCUCACCUCACCUCCCUUCCCCCUCCCUAGGCACCUCUCUUCCCCCUCUCCCAUCGUUGCAUUCCCCCCACACCUCUCGUCCCCAUCUCUCAGCACCUCCAUUCCCCCUCUCACUGCACUACCAUCCCCCCUCUGUCCUCUCAACCUUCCCCCUGUCACUGUACCUCCCUUCCCCCUUUGUCCUCACCUCCCUUGCCACUAUGACAUCGCUUCCCCCUCUCUAAGCACCUCUCUUCCCCAUCUCACAUCGUUGCACCGCCCCAGCCAGCACCUCACAUCGUUGCAUUGCCCCAGCCAGCACCACCCUUCUCACCCCCAGACCCCCCUCCCUAAGCACCUCUCACCUCUUGCCCCCCUCCCACCACCUUCUCUCCCAUCUCUCAGCACCUCCCUUCCCCCUCUGACCUCACCUUCAUUUCCCCCUCCCCUCACAUCCCAUCCCCCCUCUGACCUCACCUCCAUUCCCCCUUCCCUCACCUAUCUUCAACCACUCACCUCCCCUCCCUCCACCCUCUCACCUCAUGUCCCUCCCCCCUCCAUAAGCACGACCUCUGCCCUCUCCUCCUUCCCCCUCUCAGCGCACCUUCUCCCCCCCUCUGUCCUCUCCUUCUUUCCCCUAUCAUAUCACCUUCCUUCCCCCCUCUGUCCUCGCCUUCAUUCCCUUAUCGUCGCACAUUCCUUCCCCCCUCUGUCAUCGCCCUCUUUCCCCUAUCGUAGAACCUUCCAUCCCCCCUCUGUCCUCUCCUUCUCCCCCCCUCUGUCCUCUCCUCCUUCCCCCUCUCAGUGCACCUUCUCCCCACCUCUUUCCUCUCCUCCUUCCCCCUCUCAGUGCACCUUCUCCCCAUCUCUGACCUCUCCUCCUUCCCCCUCUCAGUGCACAUUCUCCCCAUCUCUGUCCUCUCCUCAUUCCCCCUCUCAGUGCACAUUCUCCCCAUCUCUGUCCUCUCCUCAUUCCCCCUCUCAGUGCACAUUCUCCCCACCUCCGUCCUCUCCUCAUUCCCCCUCUCAGUGCACAUUCUCCCCAUCUCUGUCCUCUCCUCAUCCCCCCUCUAAGUGCACAUUCUCCCCACCUCUUUCCUCUCGUCCUUCCCCCUCGCACCUCCUCCCCCCCUCUUUCCUCUCCUCCUUCCCCCUCUCAGCGCACCUUCUCCCCCCCUCCGUCCUCUCCUCCUUCCCCCUCUCAGAGCAGGCGCAAUACGCGUCCCGAGGCACCUCUCUUCCCCCUCUCACAUGGUUGCCUUGCCCCCUGCCAGCACCUGCCUUCCUGCCUCCCAUCCCCCACCGACUCCGCCCAUUUCCUCACGGCCCUUACCCCCCUUUUCACUCUCUCGGCACCUCCCUUCCCCAUCUCAUCGCAACUCCCUUCCCCCCUCUCACAUCACCUCCCUUCCCCCCUCUGACCUUUCCUUUGUUCCCCCUUCCCUCACCUCCCCUCCCUUACCCCUCCCGAAGCACUUAUCCAUCCCCUCUAACCUCACCUCCCUUCCCCCUCUGGCAGCAUCCCCCUUUCCCCCUCUCGCAGCACCUCCCUUCCCCCUCUCACAGCACCUCCCUUCCCCCACCCUCCUCACCUCCCUUCCCCCACCCACAGCACCUCCCUUCCCCCUCUCACAGCACCUCCCUUCCCCCACCCACAGCACCUCCCUUCCCCCUCUCACAGCACCUCCCUUCCCCCACCCACCUCACCUCCCUUCCCCCUCUCACAGCUCCUUCCUUCCCCCUCUCACAGCUCCUCCCUUCCCCCUCUCACAGCACCUCCCUUUCCCCACCCACAGCAUCUCCCUUCCCCCUCUCACAGCUCCUCCCUUCCCCCACACACAGCAUCUCCCUUCCCCCUCUCACAGCUCCUCCCUUCCCCCUCUCACAGCUCCUCCCUUCCCCCUCUCACAGCACCUCCCUUCCCCCACCCACAGCAUCUCCCUUCCCCCUCUCACAUCUCCUCCCUUCCCCCUCUCACAGCUCCUCCCUUCCUCCAUUCCGCUUCUCAUUCCGCCUCUAA